AUGCUUAUUUCAAAAGCUUAUUGCGACAGCAAUUGCGACACAUUGGAUAUCUUUCGCGAUUGCACUCCUACCGCUUUAGACCCUGGAAAAUCCACAUCCACAGCCACAUCUACUGCUGCUGCUGCCUCUCAGCAGCUCGCUGUCGUUGCCGCUGGUGCGCCGCACCGCACUACCGGUGGUGCCACCCACGAAAGUGGUGGCACAGCUUCCGGGACUCAUCGACGGCGCCGCCGCGGUGGAGAGGUCAUGGGCGCUGAGGGAGGUGGAGGGGGGAAAGGAGUCAAAGCCGGGGUUGACGGGGAUGUCGGCGAUCCGACAAGGGGCGACCGUGUAGCAGGACCCAGCACUGCAGUCCACGGCGGCGACGGCGGCGGCAGUACCAAGACGACAACCAACCCCACCGUCCCGCCAGGCACAGCCGCCGCCAAUAAGCGCCAUCCGGAGAAGCCGCUGGAAACUCCACCUUGGAUGGUUCUGGAGCUGCUCCAGGAGGGGGGUCUCCUGGGCCCUCUGGCCCCUCUGGCGGCCCGCCUCAACGUCUCCUUGCCGCCGCUGCCUCGGCCCUCCCUGGACGCCAUCAUCGCUUCCACCGGCUUGAAUGUCUCCGUGCUGCUCGGCAUAACGGACAUCCUAACCGAUACUCUUAACGACCUAACCGACACGAUCAGCACGGGUCGGUUGUCAGUUACGGUUCGCGGGCUGCUGUCGCAGCUGCCGGCGUUCAGUCUGCCGGCGGGCACGGGGGGCAAUGGCAGUACUGCAACGACAGCGGCGGGGUUGCGGCCGGGGUUGGUGAUGGCGAGGCGAGGCUAUCGGGCGAAGCAUCCCGUGGUUAUCGUCCCAGGUUUCGUGACAUCGGGUUUGGAGCUCUGGCAGGGGUUACCGUGCGGCCGGCGGUACUUCCGACAGCGCAUGUGGGGGACCUUGGCGAUGGUGCAGGAUCCUGCUGGUAUCAAGAUUCGGGCCGCUGUGGGGCUGGAGGCGGUUGACUACUUCAUACAGGGAUACUGGGUAUGGGGGAAGCUGGUAGAGGCACUUGCAGACGUCGGGUACGACAGUAACAGUCUUGUCAGCAUGCCGUACGACUGGCGCCUUGCCAUGCCACUCCUGGAGGAGCGCGACGGUUACUUCACCCGGCUACGUCUUACGAUUGAGGGACUGGCGGAGGUCAGUGGGGAGCGAGUGGUCAUCACGGCACAUUCGUACGGCGAAAACGUGGUUCGCAGCUUCAUGAGCUGGGUUGAGGCGGCCCGGUCCGGCUGGGUGACCCGCUACGUCGCGGCCAUUGCCAACAUAGCGGGCACCACUCUGGGAGUGCCCAAAUCCGUGUCGGCGCUGCUGUCGGCCGCCCCGACACAAAAUAUUCCAUCAUCGUACAAUUUCUUGUCGUUACGUCAUGAUCUCAUUCGUACAGGGGAGACUCGCGACACAGCCCAGUUGGGGGCAUUGGCGGGUUUUCUGACGUCCAAUUUGGUUCCCCGGGGAACCCGUACACGGGUUUGGCGCACGUGGGGGGCGUCGUACGCCAUGUUGCCGAUAACUCGGUUGGAUGUUAGCGGUUUCCUGGCUCUUCUUCGGGAGGUUGGCGGACCCCUCGUGCACCAGCACAUGCGGGAGUGGGGCGCUGUGGACCUGUCGGCUGGCCCGGAUGCCGCCUCCUCCACGAAAGGGGCGGGGGAGGGGGAGGGAGAGGGGGAGGGGGAGGCCGCGAAUGUCGGCGAGGCGGAGGCGAAUCCCGAGUCGGGCCCCGCGGCGGGGUGGACGAUUCUGAAGGACGUGUCGGAUCCGGGCGGUUCGCUGGACGUGGGAGUACAGAUGAGCGAUGGGGACGGUACGGUGCCGCUGCUGAGUUUGGGCCUUAUGUGCCGCCGCGGCUGGCGACCCGGCGGGUCACUCAAUCCCGGGGGAAUGCGGGUAAUCACCCGGGAGUUCAAACACAGGAGCGUGUCAUUGCUGCAAGAUGCGCGUGGCGGGCCCGCGACGGCGGCCCAUAUUGAGAUUCUGGGUAACGAGGCGGUUUUGCAGGACGUGAUCCGGAUCGCGGCGGGUCGGUUGGACGAGCUAUCUGACGUCAUCCACAGCGACAUUGACCGCAUCGCUGCGUCGGUUGAGUUUUGA
This is a messenger RNA of Volvox carteri f. nagariensis, 2118 nucleotides long. RefSeq lists its product as uncharacterized. Gene Ontology annotation, cellular component: cytoplasm. The record is from RefSeq and is a predicted model, not a curated record. The transcript is spliced from 14 exons. NCBI's taxonomy places the organism in Eukaryota, Viridiplantae, Chlorophyta, Chlorophyceae, Chlamydomonadales, Volvocaceae. Bases 1 to 2118 code for a protein of 705 amino acids. Gene Ontology annotation, biological process: lipid metabolic process.